CUGUGUUCUCGGCCAGCUCCGGCAUUGAGCCUGUGUUUAAUGUUGCAACUAACUAAUGGCUGGCCGUUGAGUGCUCGGUAGGUAGAACAUCCGCAUGCGCAAGCGUCAAGCUGGGCGGAGGGACCGAUAGCUAAAGAUUUGCGGGGCGGUUAGUUUAGAUUUGCUUGUCAGUCAGCCCAUCUGAACCGGUCAAUCCAAUGAUGGCGGAAGCUUCCACCGGGGUAUUGUGACCCAAACCUUGGGAAGUGAAGAGCAGAGUGCAGGGCAAAGUUGUUGGGAGCAGCGCUUUUAAUCUUGGUCCAGUUUACGGCAAUUCGUCUUUCAAAAGCGACGAGGCAAGGGCGCAGAACUUCAAACCUCGUUUUGCAGCAUUGUAGGUCGAAAGACCUUAGCCACUUUCCGCCCUUGAACGUUACCGCCUUCUCGGAUGAGAGCCUUACGCUGAGGGCUUCCCAAGCUGACUAUAGGAGCCUCACGCUGUGGACUCCCAAGCUCACCAUCAACCUAAUUGAUAUCGUUGAGAAGGCCUGUCGAAGCGACUUCCACAAUGGCGGGCGGGAUGAUCGUUGCUGGCUCGGAAGUGCACGACUUCCCUGCCAAGAUCACCUUUUAUGUCGUUAUGGUGGCUCUGCUGGCAGCGUGCGGAGGUCUGCUGUUUGGUUAUGACAAUGGAGUCACUGGUGGUGUUACAUCAUUUCUACCAUUCCUGGAAAAGUUUUUCCCAGCUGUUGCGAGGGCCACAGAGGCGGGUGUUGACGCAAACAGCGCCUACUGCAAGUACGACAAUCAGGGGCUGCAGCUCUUCACGUCGUCGCUGUUUCUAGCUGGCGCGUUUGCCUCCUUGAUUGCAUCCUACACCACCAGGGCAUGGGGCCGCAAGCGCACCAUGCUCAUUGGCGGCCUCUUCUUCUGCGUGGGGGCCACCCUCGUUGCUGCUGCUCAAGACUUGGCGAUGCUCAUCAUUGGUCGCAUCUGCCUUGGUAUUGGAGUUGGUUUUGCCAAUCAGGCUGUUCCCCUGUACCUGUCUGAGAUGGCUCCUCCCAAAGUCAGAGGUGCUCUCAACAUCAUGUUCCAGUUGGCAGUGACCAUUGGCAUCUUGGCCGCUCAGUUGAUCAACUAUGGUACCCAGUACAUUGACCCUUGGGGCUGGAGGCUUUCUCUUGGCCUCGCCGGUGUUCCUGCCGCGCUGGUAACCCUGGGCGGUCUCAUUCUGCCCGAGACUCCCAACAGUCUGAUUGAGCGUGGCCAAAUAGAGAAGGCGCGCCACGUCCUGCGCAAAGUGCGGGGUGUGGACAACGUUGAGGAGGAGUUUCUGGACAUCAAGAGUGCCUGCGAGGUCGCGGCGCGCGUGAAGCACCCGUGGAGGAAUAUCAUCAAGCCGCGCUACCGCCCGCAACUCGUCUUCUGCAUUGUCCUCGAGUUCUUCCAGCAGUUCACGGGUAUCAACGCCAUCAUCUUCUAUGCCCCCGUCCUUUUCAAUUCGCUCGGCAGCGGCAAGACGGCGUCGCUUUUGUCGACCGUUAUCAUUGGCGUGGUGAACGUGCUGUCAACGCUAGUGGCCGUCUUCACGGUCGACAAAUUCGGCAGGCGCGCGCUCCUGCUCGAGGCCGGCGUUCAGAUGACACUCGCACAGGUGGCAACCGCGAUCGUGCUGGGCGUGGAGUUUAGCCGGCACCCCAACGGCAAUUUGCCGGAGGGCAUCUCCAUCGUGGUGAUCGUCAUCAUCUGCAUCUUCAUUUCCAGCUUCGCCUGGUCAUGGGGCCCCCUCGGCUGGCUCAUCCCGUCUGAGAUCCAGCCCCUCGAGACGCGCUCCGCGGGGCAGUCCAUCACCGUGUUCACCAACCUCCUCUUCACCUUCGUUAUCGGCCAGUCCUUCCUGUCGAUGCUCUGCGCCAUGCAGUUUGGCAUCUUCCUCUUCUUUGGCGGCUGGGUUGUCAUCAUGACGCUCUUCGUGCUCUUCUUCCUGCCCGAGACCAAGGGAGUUCCCCUGGAGGACAUGCCAGCCGUUUUCAGGCGGCACUGGUUCUGGGGCCGCUUCUCUCCUCCGGUGGAGACAACCGAGACGGUGAAGGACACCGCUCACGGGCUUCCCGAGGUAAACGGCAAGGGGUACAACGCUCCGGCGCACGCUGCCAACGUACAGAUGAACCGGUUCGACGAAGACAAGGGGGCUCGCUUCUAGGUGUCGUCAAGUUUGGGUUGAGUCGGUCACGUGUGUUGAGAUACUUGCACAUAGUCAGAAGCGUAACAAAACGCGUUUUUGGGUAUCUGAUCGCGUUGGCCAGUUGGUGCGUGUUCACUUAAUCAGCGCUUUGUGAGUGGAUUGUCAAGGACAGAUAAAAAACGACCGCAAGGGGUCAUUUAAGAGUAAGAGUGUGGGUUAGAAAACAUGAAGGUUUUAGAAGAAUCACCAGUAGCGGUUCGCAUGAGUUUGGAGUUUGACCAGAUUGAGAGGGGCACAAAUUUUGGAACAUUUGCACCCAGUCGACGCACCAGCUUGGUGCGCUGGUUGCACACGAGCGGUAGCUUGAUUGGACGUCAAGUAGAUUAGCUUACAUAAACCUCAAUGCAAGCUCCUAAUCUUAGGUUGAUCAGAUCAGAGUGAACGGUCAACUAGAGUAGGGACAGUAUCGAAACAAGUCGGCACUUCAGUCAGUCUAUUGUAACUUGGGAAAUCGUCAAACCAAGUAACUUUCAUCAUAUCCUAACUUCGUUCUUUAAUGUUCUGCCAAUAUUUUGCGAGAC
Messenger RNA from Klebsormidium nitens, 2745 nucleotides. NCBI's taxonomy places the organism in Eukaryota, Viridiplantae, Streptophyta, Klebsormidiophyceae, Klebsormidiales, Klebsormidiaceae. The record is from the annotation of a GenBank genome assembly.